Molecule: messenger RNA, 1568 nt
Organism: Colossoma macropomum (tambaqui)
Lineage: Eukaryota; Metazoa; Chordata; Actinopteri; Characiformes; Serrasalmidae
Gene: ppm1ba
Product: protein phosphatase, Mg2+/Mn2+ dependent, 1Ba
Exons: 6
Coding region: 234-1406 (390 amino acids)
Biological process (GO): negative regulation of canonical NF-kappaB signal transduction; positive regulation of canonical Wnt signaling pathway; positive regulation of canonical NF-kappaB signal transduction
Cellular component (GO): cytosol; nucleus
Molecular function (GO): manganese ion binding; protein serine/threonine phosphatase activity; magnesium ion binding
Source: RefSeq, a predicted model, not a curated record
AGUCCGAGCUGACCGUGUGAAAUCCACCGCAUUAGCUAGCCUGGUAGCUAGCUGGGCUAACUAACAGCUAGCACAGCUGCGCUAGCCGUAACCGAGCGUGUCCACCAUAACCAGCAAAAUAAUUCGAUGGUUAGGGAGUGGGCUUGCCGUAGGAAAAUCAAGUGGUCAUCUGCCUGGUACGCGGCGUCUUGUGGAAGGAUAACUGCAUCCUGAGAAAUACGGUGACCUGAGCCAUGGGGGCAUUCCUGGACAAGCCCAAGACAGAGAAGCACAACGCACAUGGAGAGGGCAACGGCCUGCGCUAUGGCUUAAGCAGCAUGCAGGGAUGGCGGGUGGAGAUGGAGGAUGCACACACAGCCACAGUGGGCCUCCCCCACGGCCUGGAUGACUGGUCCUUCUUCGCUGUGUACGAUGGGCACGCUGGCUCACGCGUAGCCAAUUACUGUUCAAAGCAUCUGCUGGAGCACAUAGUAGCGGCCGGCUCCGCGGAUGAGCUACGGCGAGCCGGCGCGCCAUCACCUGAGACGCCGGCUGUGGAGGCGGUGAAGAGCGGCAUUCGUGCCGGCUUCCUACGCAUCGACGAGCACAUGCGCAGCUUCACAGACCUGCGCAAUGGUAUGGACCGCAGCGGCUCCACGGCCGUGGCCGUGCUACUCUCGCCCGAGCACAUGUACUUCAUUAACUGUGGCGACUCGCGGGCGCUGCUGUGUCGAAAUGCGCAUGUCUGCUUCUCCACGCUGGACCACAAGCCAUGCAACCCACGUGAGAAGGAGCGCAUCCAGAAUGCCGGUGGUUCCGUUAUGAUCCAGCGGGUCAAUGGCUCGCUGGCUGUGUCACGGGCGCUUGGCGAUUAUGACUACAAGUGCGUGGAGGGAAAGGGCCCCACGGAGCAGCUGGUAUCACCUGAGCCCGAAGUGUUUGAGAUUGUGCGUUCUGAGGCUGAAGAUGAGUUUGUGGUGCUUGCUUGCGACGGCAUCUGGGACGUGAUGAGCAAUGAGGAGCUGUGCGCCUUCGUCCGCGCUAGGCUGGAGGUGUCGGAUGACUUGGAGAAAGUUUGCAAUGAGGUGGUGGAUACGUGUCUACACAAGGGAAGCCGAGACAACAUGAGUGUUGUGUUAGUGUGUUUGCCAAAUGCACCCAAAGUGUCAGAGGAGGCAGUGAAGAAAGAUGCAGAGCUGGAUAAGUUUCUUGAAUCACGUGUAGAAGAGCUCAUAGAGAAAGCGGGCGAGGAGGGCAUUCCUGAUCUGGUACAUGUCAUGAGAAACCUUGCCACAGAGAAUAUCCCAAACCUACCACCAGGGGGAGGCCUUGCCAGCAAGCACAGCGUCAUCGAGGCUGUGUAUAACCGGCUCAAUCCCCAAAGAGAAGAAGAUGGGAAUGGUGCAGACCUUGAGGACCCCUGGUAACUGCCCAAUCUGAGGGCCUGACCCCUUAAAAGAUUCCUCUGUUCGGAAGAAACCCUUCAUACUUUUAUUUCCUUUUUUGUAAGAAACAGAGAAAAUGAUUGGGCCACCAGUAAUGAUUUGAAGUACAAUGGAAAAAGCAGUCAGUCCAAAGGGAUUGCAAAC